AUACACUUAACAAGUGUUAGAGGAAAAAGAUUCAGGAAGAAAAAAUGUCAAAAGAAAGAUACAUUCCAGAAGGAGGAUCUGCUUCAAGACCACCUUUGUUCACUGGAAAGAAUUACUAUUUUUGGAAAAACAAAAUGCAAUUGUUUUUAAAAUCUCAAGAAGUAGGAAUGUGGCGCAUAGUCACAGAAGGAGAUUAUGUUCCUACUGUAACUUCUGCUGAGGGAGUCAUUUCAGACAAACCUGAAGAUGCAUGGACAACUGCAGAACAACAAAAGGUACUCCUAAACUCUAAAGCUCAUUUAUUUCUAUCCUGUGCUCUAAGCAUGGAAGAAAGUGAAAGAGUAGAUGAAUGUGAUACUGCUAAAAAGGUUUGGGACACUUUACAAGUUCACCAUGAAGGAACUAGUCAUGUAAAAGAAACAAGAAUAGACAUAGGAACUAAUAAAUUUGAAACUUUUGAAAUGAUUGAAAACGAAACUAUUGAUGAAAUGUUUUCAAGAUUUACUACUAUCAUAAAUGAAUUAAGAUCUCUUGGAAAAACUUUUUCAACUAAUGAUAGAAUUAGAAAACUUUUGAGAUGUCUUCCAGUUACUUGGAGACCAAUGGUUACUGCCAUUACUCAAACUAAAGAUUUGAAAACACUUCCCAUAGAAGAUCUUAUUGGUACUUUAAAAGCUCAUGAAGUUAUUCUUCAAGGAGAUAAACCUUUAAAAAAGGAAAAAACCAUUGCUCUAAAAGCUUCUCAAAAAGAUAUAAGUUUUUUAGAAGAUGACUCUAAGGAAUUAGAAUCUACCCAAGAAGAGGCAGAAGGAGAACUAGCUCUCAUUUCUGGCAAAAUCCAACACUUAAUUGAGUCAAAAGAAAAACAUGUUUGCUCUAGUGUUUUAUCUAAGAAAAUAGAUGAAAAUGUUGUGUUGAAAAAUGAAAUAAUGGAACUAAGAAAUGAUCUCACUGGAUUCAUAAAAUCAACUGAAACUUUUCAAAACAUUAUGGGAUCACAAUCUCAAGCUCUUAACAAAAAUGACUUAGGUUUUAAUGAAGUUAAAAACAAAAUUUUUGAAAAUGUUCUUUUACCAGCAAAUAGAGAACUUAAGUUGAGAUGUUCAUUUUGUAACAAAAAUGGUCAUAAAAUUAAGGCUUGGUUCGUUUUAUUACCCGGACGACCUGAGGUGAGUAGUCUCAGAAGAUAA
Molecule: messenger RNA, 1190 nt
Organism: Trifolium pratense (red clover)
Lineage: Eukaryota; Viridiplantae; Streptophyta; Magnoliopsida; Fabales; Fabaceae
Exons: 2
Coding region: 45-1190 (381 amino acids)
Source: RefSeq, a predicted model, not a curated record